Macaca mulatta (Rhesus monkey) is the source of this 648-nucleotide messenger RNA. RefSeq names its product WASH complex subunit 2A-like. Gene Ontology annotation, molecular function: phosphatidylinositol phosphate binding; retromer complex binding. Gene Ontology annotation, biological process: protein localization to endosome; retrograde transport, endosome to Golgi. Gene Ontology annotation, cellular component: early endosome; WASH complex. The record is from RefSeq and is a predicted model, not a curated record. Lineage: Eukaryota; Metazoa; Chordata; Mammalia; Primates; Cercopithecidae.
UAUUUCCCUUGUGAAAUGGUUAUCACUUGCUUUCUCAUUCCAGAGUCUUCCUCAUCCAAACCUGGAAAGAAAAUCCCAGCAGGAGCCGUUUCUGUAUUUUUAGGAGACACGGAUGUGUUUGGUGCUGCCUCCGUUCCAUCACUGAAGGAGCCCGAGAAGCCUGAGCAGCCCACUCCAAGGAAAGGCCCCUACGUUCCCCCUCCCACUGGCCUCUUUGAUGAUGAUGAUGAUGACGACGACUUUUUCUCGGCACCCCGCAGCAAACCUUCCAAAACAGGCAAAGUUCAAUCCGCUGCCAAUAUCUUUGGUGACGAAGAAGGAGAUCUGUUCAAAGAAAAAGCCCAAGCAUUGCCAGAAGCCACUGUGAGUCAGACAGAUGAAAAUAAAGCAAGAGCAGAAAAAAAGGUUACCUUACCUUCCAGCAAAAAUCUCAAGCCCUCGUCAGAAACAAAGACUCAAAAAAGCUUAUUUUCAGAUGAGGAGGACUCUGAGGAUUUGUUUUCUUCUCAAAGUGCGAGUAAGUUAAAAUGUGUGUCUCAGCUCCCUAGCAAGCUCCCCAGGUCGGUUUCCCUGUUCGAUGAUGAAGACGAAGAGGUAAACAUUGUUAUUGCAACACUAGAUAAUUUAGAUUAGGAGAAAACGGUUGUU